AUGGAAACUAUGACAAUUCUUAUACUUAUUUCAUUAGCUGCUGCUAUUGUUCAAUCAGAACAUUAUGCCAAUCACAACGAUCGAUUGGCAAAAGAUUUCAUGAAUUUCGGCAAACGAGCGGUGCCAUCUAAGCGCAAUAUGAUCAAUUUAAAUAAAAGAAGUGACAGUGACAACGGCGCAUUUGACCGCGAGUUUCUCCAUUUCGGCAAACGAGCGGUCCCAUCUGAUCACAAUAUGAUCAAUUUAAAUAAAAGAAGUGACAGUGAUAAUGGCGCAUUUGACCGCGAGUUUCUCCAUUUCGGCAAACGAGCGGUCCCAUCUGAUCACAAUAUGAUCAAUUUAAAUAAAAGAAGUGACAGUGACAACGGCGCAUUUGACCGCGAGUUUCUCCAUUUCGGCAAACGAGCGGUCCUAUCUGAUCACAAUAUGAUCAAUUUAAAUAAAAGAAGUGACAGUGACAAUGGCGCAUUUGACCGCGAGUUUCUCCAUUUCGGCAAACGAGCGGUCCCAUCUGAUCACAAUAUGAUCAAUUUAAAUAAAAGAAGUGACAAUGACAACGGCGCAUUUGACCGCGAGUUUCUCCAUUUCGGCAAACGAGCGGUCCCAUCUGAUCACAAUAUGAUCAAUUUAAACAAAAGAAGUGACAGUGACAACGGCGCAUUUGACCGCGAGUUUCUCCAUUUCGGCAAACGAGCGGUCCCAUCUGAUCACAAUAUGAUCAAUUUAAACAAAAGAAGUGACAGUGACAACGGCGCAUUUGACCGCGAGUUUCUCCAUUUCGGCUAA
Molecule: messenger RNA, 786 nt
Organism: Brugia pahangi
Lineage: Eukaryota; Metazoa; Nematoda; Chromadorea; Rhabditida; Onchocercidae
Source: the annotation of a GenBank genome assembly